Messenger RNA from Lachancea mirantina, 930 nucleotides. NCBI's taxonomy places the organism in Eukaryota, Fungi, Ascomycota, Saccharomycetes, Saccharomycetales, Saccharomycetaceae. The record is from the annotation of a GenBank genome assembly.
AUGGUUGAGGAUAAGCGUAAGCUCUUGGAUGAGCCGCUCCACGGUAUUUAUAUCCCGACCGCUUUGAUGUUGGUGGGUGUAGCGAUUACUGCAUACAUGUCGGGCAAUUUGUUAUCGUUGUGGAUUUUACCUUUCGCAGCUCUAGUCUUGGGAGUGAGAUUCGUGGCCGCUUAUAGAAGAAGGAAAUCCGUUUCUGAAGAUAAGUGGACGGCAUUAGAAUUGGAAGAGCAGACUGUUAUUUCAAAAAACUCUGCAAUUUAUCGCUUCAAAUUGAAGACGUCUUUGGAAGCUCUCAAUGUGCCCACGGGCCAUCAUUUGGCGGUUAAAGUCCCAGUUGAUGGUCAAGAACAUAUUAGAUACUAUACGCCGAUAUCGCCUGCUUUUGAAACCGGACAUUUUGAUAUCAUUGUCAAGUCGUACCCUGACGGGACCGUAUCUAAAUAUUUUGCAUCGCUCAAACCCGGCAGUCUCGUGAAUUUUAAGGGUCCCGUUGGUAGAUUCAAUUACGUUCCAAACUCGUUCAAGCACAUUGGACUGAUCGCUGGUGGAUCGGGAAUCACGCCAAUGUUGCAAGUUUUGAACAAAAUCAUCACAACACCCGAAGACUUCACCAAGAUUUCACUCAUUUAUGCCAACGAUACAGAAAACGACAUUUUGUUGAAGGAAGAGCUUGACGAAAUGGCCGAGGUGUAUCCAAAUUUUGACGUGCAUUACGUGUUAAGGUAUCCAACUGGGUCCUGGAAUGGAGAUUCAGGACUUGUGUCGAAAGAGAUCAUGCAAAAAUACUUGCCCGAACCAGCUGAUGAGAACAGACUGCUCAUUUCAGGUCGCCCAGAAAUGGUCAAAAUGCUUUUGAACUAUGCCGAGGAGUUGGGAUGGCCGAAAGGCAAAGAGAAGUCGGCUGGUGAUGAUCAGGUCUUCGCUUUUUAA